AUGCAAGGAAGCGACUCCCACCAGGCCGGAGGCGGGGUCAGCGGCGAUGCCACGUCGGUGCCGACCUUGAACCCCACUCUCAGUCGUUAUGUCAAUGCCGUCUUCAAUUCACAUGCCGACAAGAACACUGGGAAGUGGUCCAAGGAUCAGAUCGCCACUUUUCUCCGGGUUGUCCAGGGCGACUAUGGUACUGAGCCUCCGUCAGCCUUGCUGAAGCAGUCCGAUCUCGACCGGGAUGGCUUUGUCUCCUACAUGCUCUCCCCUGAAUCCAGCAUCGUCGGCCCAGCCAAAGACCAGGACCUGUCGUGGCCGCUCGCAAGCUACUUUAUAAGCUCGAGCCACAACACCUACUUGACCGGGAAUCAGCUUUACAGCCUGUCGAGUACCGAAGCAUACACCAACGUUUUACGCCGCGGCUGUCGCUGUAUUGAGGUUGACGUCUGGGAUGGAGACGCCUCCGACACCGAGGUCUCAAGCAUCAGCAGCGACGACGAUGAUCCCGAGAAGUAUGCGAAACGGAAAGAGCGCGUUAGUCAACUCAAGGACAAGAUUCCCAAGUCUCUCACGUCUCGCUUCAGAGAAUCAUCCCUUGCCAAGCGCCUGGGGCAGUUUGUGGACAGCAAAACCGAGCCCAAACAACCGCCGGCCUCGGCAUCAAACGUUCAGAGCUCCGGUGGUCUGUCGCCCUCACCUCUGACCCGCGGUGGUCAUGAGGUUAGCACAAACGAUCAGAACCCAUCUGCUCUGCAGAAGACACAGACUCAGGACGUGCAGGUGAUUGAGCCAAAGGUCUAUCACGGCUAUACUCUCACAAAGGAAGUAUCAUUUCGGGACGUCUGCUACGCUAUCAGAGACGAUGCCUUCACGGCCUCGGACCUACCGCUGAUAGUCAGCCUUGAGGUUCACUGUGGACCGGAACAGCAGCUGUGCAUGGUUGAUAUAAUGGAAGAGGCAUUUCAUGGGUAUCUUGUACCCAGGCCAGCCGAAGAUGCAGUAGUGCUGCCGGCCCCCGAAAAUCUCCGAAACAAGAUCUUGAUCAAGGUCAAAUACGCCCCGCCAGUCGAUGCUGCUGACGUAGUCGGUUCUUCGCCCUCGCCGGCGGAGAAUGUGCAGGAUGGCGCUGUCCAGGCUGCCACAGACUCUGCCACGUCAAUUCCGUUGUCGUCAACGUCAGAAACGCUAUCUCCCUCAACCACGAGUCCAACUUCGGACGCGCCAAAGAAAAAGAAGAAAAGCAAAAUCAUUCAAAAGCUCAGUGACAUGGGCAUUUUCACCCGUGGGAUCUCGUUCAAGAGCCUCACUCAGCCCGAGGCUGUGAUGCCCACCCACAUCUUCUCAGUAUCCGAGAAGGCUGUAUUGGACUUGCACGAGAAGUACGCGCAAGAGCUAUUUGAGCAUAAUAGGCACUAUUUGAUGCGAACUUAUCCGUCUGGCAUGCGCAUUGGCUCGUCAAACCUCGAUCCUGUGGUAUUUUGGAGAAAAGGAAUUCAGAUUGUCGCAUUGAACUGGCAGAACUGGGAUGAGGGAAUGAUGCUCAACGAAGGGAUGUUCGCAGGUACCAAGGGCUACUUGCUCAAGCCAGAAGGGUAUCGAGGCAGCAAGUUGGCUGCCACUUCGACCUCAACACAGGGGCAAACGCAGACUACGGCAGUUAGACACCGAACCCUCGAUCUUGCCGUCGAGGUUUUUGCUGCACAGAACAUUCCCCUUCCGACAGGGGAUGAGAAGGUGAAGUCCUUUCGGCCUUAUAUCAAGUGUGAACUCCACGUGGAGGAACCUGGUGAACGGCAUGGAGGAGCUAAUGCCGUUCCCCACAACGGCCGAGAGAAGGAAGGCGAGUUCAAGGCUCGUACUAAGACGAUCAAGGGCACGGUUGACCCUGACUACGGUGGUGAAAUCCUCAAUUUCUCUGCGAUCGAAGGUGUGGUCGAGGAACUCUCGUUUUUGAGGUUCACUGUUCGUGAUGACGAGCUAGGCAGGGAUGAUCUGGCAGCUUGGGCAUGCGUCAGGCUUGACAGGCUCAGGACUGGGUAUAGGAUUAUCCGCCUUCUUGACGGUAAGGGAAUGGAGAGUGACGGGCUGGUUCUGGUCAAGAUUUCCAAAAGGAUCUAUGACUGCUAA
Messenger RNA from Pyricularia pennisetigena, 2121 nucleotides. RefSeq lists its product as uncharacterized. Gene Ontology annotation, molecular function: phosphatidylinositol-4,5-bisphosphate phospholipase C activity. The record is from RefSeq and is a predicted model, not a curated record. NCBI's taxonomy places the organism in Eukaryota, Fungi, Ascomycota, Sordariomycetes, Magnaporthales, Pyriculariaceae. The coding region runs from base 1 to 2121 and encodes 706 amino acids. Gene Ontology annotation, biological process: lipid metabolic process; phosphatidylinositol-mediated signaling. The transcript is spliced from 3 exons.